Messenger RNA from Leucoraja erinaceus (little skate), 2296 nucleotides. It is a transcript of the gene rbfox1, whose product is annotated as RNA binding fox-1 homolog 1. Gene Ontology annotation, biological process: nervous system development; regulation of alternative mRNA splicing, via spliceosome. Gene Ontology annotation, molecular function: mRNA binding. Bases 703 to 1755 code for a protein of 350 amino acids. The record is from RefSeq and is a predicted model, not a curated record. Gene Ontology annotation, cellular component: cytoplasm; nucleus. The transcript is spliced from 14 exons. Lineage: Eukaryota; Metazoa; Chordata; Chondrichthyes; Rajiformes; Rajidae.
GCUUGCCGAGGACAUUGGCAGCUUUAACAGUGAGCUGGUUUGCGAGCAUGGGUAUAACAGGUGUACAAGGUGCCCUCUUCAGUCCACGGACUACACAUUUAAUGCUCGAAAGGACAACAAAGCAGGAGGAAUAGCUAGUUCGAUGGUUCAGGUACUGUCAUUUGCCUUGGAGUACCUGGAGCAGCCGAAUUGGGUAGUCCUGAUGCAUGGGGUGAAGCAGGGGAAAGCUUGGCCCCAGCCCAGCCGAGGACACAGACCUGCUAAUGCAUCGAGUGGAGCCUUUCCCAUUUCUCUCCUUCCAGUGUGUCCCAGUCUGCGAGGAUUCAGUGGCAGAUUCAAACACGAGCAGAGGAGCGGGGCAGCAGAGCAAAUGCGACAGAUGCCUGUAGUCAUUUAUAUUUCCAAGCACGUGGCUCUCUCCCUCUCUCCCUCUCACUCUCUCUUGCCCCUUCUUCCCUCUGUGGCUUCUCCUGACGAGAGAACAGGAGGCGUCUCGCAGCCGACAAUGAAAUCUUGGCAGCUAAUUGCGAUCAUGGGAGAUGCCCUUCAGGACCCGAAGGCUGAUUGCGGCAGCUGUGUGGACAAUAACGCCACACAACUGCUGCUUAAAAAAAAGUCACAUUUAUUUGAAGCCAAGCUGGAAGACAAAGUCCCUCAAACUUUCCCCAGGGUAACCAAGAGGCCACAGCUCCUCCAGACACGAUGGCACAGCCAUACCCGUCUGCCCAGUUCGCCCCUCCUCAGAAUGGGAUUCCGCCAGAAUACACAGCCCCCCACCCCCACGCAGCCCCAGACUACACCGGGCAGCCCACCGUCCCAGAGCACGCCUUGAACAUGUACCCGACGGCACAGACGCACACGGAACAGAACGCCAGCGACACAAACGCACAAACCGUGUCCGGAACGGCCACACAGACAGAUGACACCGCGCCGACUGACGGCCAGCAACAAACGCCGGUGAACGACAACACAGACAACAAGACGCAGCCCAAACGGUUACACGUGUCCAACAUCCCCUUCAGGUUCCGGGACCCCGACCUCCGGCAAAUGUUUGGCCAAUUUGGUAAAAUUUUAGACGUCGAAAUAAUUUUCAAUGAGAGGGGAUCUAAGGGAUUUGGUUUUGUAACGUUCGAAAACAGUGCUGAUGCAGACAAAGCGAGGGAGAAGUUACACAGCACGUUGGUCGAGGGCCGUAAAAUAGAGGUUAAUAAUGCCACAGCACGUGUCAUGACAAACAAGAAGGCUGUCAAUCCUUACGCAAACGGAUGGAAGUUAAACCCAGUUGUGGGAGCAGUGUACAGCCCUGAAUUCUAUGCAGUUCCCGGCUUCCCCUACCCAGCUGCCACGGCUGCUGCUGCCUACCGAGGGGCUCACCUGAGGGGCCGAGGACGUACGGUGUACAACACCUUCCGUGCAGCUGCACCGCCCCCUCCCAUACCAGCCUAUGGCGGUGUCGUGUACCAGGAUGGAUUUUAUGGUGCGGAUAUCUACGGUGGGUAUGCUGCAUACAGAUAUGCCCAGCCUGCCGCUGCUACCGCCGCUGCCUACAGCGACAGUUACGGAAGAGUUUAUGCUGCCGAACCCUACCACCACACAUUUACUCCAGCAACAAACUACGGCAUUAGUACCAUGAAUGCUUUCGCACCCUUGACUGAUGCCAAGACUAGGAGCCUUGCUGAUGAAGUGGGUCUCGUUCUGUCUUCAUUGCAGGCCAGUAUAUAUCGAGGGGGAUACAGCCGAUUUGCUCCAUACUAAAAACAAAAAAAAUGACAUACCAUUAAAUCUUCAGCUGGGGGAAAAACAAGAAGCUUUUUCGAGGCCUGGGUGUUGCAAUAUGACGUGUAGUCCACCAUUAUAGCAAAUCUAAACCACAAUAAAGAGGAAAAUACUACAUUUUUUUAAUCUUAUACCUCAGAUAUUUUGUUCUGUGUAUUUUAAUAAGUGGGUUUUGAUUUAUGAAAGUUGCAUAUUUGAUUAUUGGCCAGAACAACUGCUUUCCCUAUGGUGACAAAGUCUUUGAGAUAUAAGGAUAAUGGAAGCCACAAUCGUUGAGGCACUGACACGUGCUGAUCGGUGGCAGUCCCAUCUGUUUUAUAACAAUAAGUGACUAAAUUGGAGACCUUUUUCUUCAUCUCAAUUGCGUUUGAUUUAGAUUUUUGCUUUGAAGGGGGAUGAAGGGAGCGGGCAUUUAGCCUCAUAAACCACUCAAUGUGAGCGAGGCAACUGACUAUCUUUUUGCUAUCAAUUGUCUUAAAUUAUUUACUAUUUGUUCAAAACCAAAGGUUAUGUUUCCGGA